CAAAAAUUCGAAAAUAUGUUUUGUCUUCAUGUGAUGGCGAUAGCGCUGUUCGUCUUGAUCGACGCAAAACUCCAGAGGAUUUUAUUGCACAAGACAGAUUCUGUUCGACAAGCUUUAAAGAAAGUUGGCACUGACUUACAACGGGUUGAAUUGGUAACAAAAAAUUUUACUUCUGCAUUAGAACCAUUGUCCAAUUAUUUGGAUGCUCAGUAUUAUGGUGAAAUCAGUAUCGGAACUCCGCCGCAAAAAUUUAAAGUAAUAUUUGAUACUGGUUCCUCAAAUCUUUGGGUACCAUCCAAAAAAUGCAGCUUUACUAAUAUUCCUUGCUUAUUACAUAAUAAAUAUGAUAGCGCAAAAUCUAGCACAUACAAAUUAAAUGGUACUGAAUUCGCUAUUCAAUAUGGCACUGGCAGCCUAACUGGAGUCUUAGCUACUGAUAUAGUAAAUGUUGCAGGUCUCAAUGUUCGAAACCAAACAUUCGCGGAAGCGAUUAACGAGCCAGGCAUGACAUUUGUUGCUGCAAAAUUUGACGGUAUCUUAGGCAUGGGUUAUUCCUCGAUAUCCGUGGAUGGAGUGAUGCCUGUCUUCUAUAACAUGAUCAAACAAGGUCUAGUGUCACCAGCCAUUUUCAGUUUUUAUCUGAAUCGAGAUCCUUUGGCCGAGAUGGGUGGUGAAUUGAUAUUAGGUGGUUCCGAUCCUAAUUAUUACAUAGGCAGCUUUACAUACGUUCCUGUUACUCGCAAAGCAUACUGGCAAUUUAAAAUGGAACAGGUCAAAAUUAAAAGUAAAGACAAAAAAGAUAAAAUUUUGUGCGUGGGUGGCUGUCAAGCUAUUGCUGAUACAGGUACUUCGUUAAUAAUUGGACCAAUAGUAGACAUUACAAUUAUUAACAGAUAUAUUGGAGCUAUUGAUGGAGUAGUGGACUGUAACCAGAUUUCUAAGCUGCCUACGAUCAGUUUUAUUCUAGGUGGUAAAGCGUUUGAUCUUACCGGUAAAGAUUAUAUCCUUCAGGACGGCAUUAUGUCAUGUUCGAGUGGCUUCCAAGGAUCUGAUAUGACAUUAAAUGGUUUGCAAUGGAUUCUAGGCGAUGUAUUUAUUGGUUCUUAUUACACCGAGUUUGAUGUGGACAACAAUCGAGUGGGAUUUGCUGUGAUGGAUUCUAUACGAAAAGCUAUGAAGAGAGAUGGUAUCGACGUGCAAGUUUUGGCUGAUUCUUUUGCUGCAUCGGAACCCUUAUACAAUUAUCUAGAUGUAACAUAUUCUGGUCCCAUCAGUAUCGGAACUCCACCGCAAAACUUUACAGUAAUAUUUGAUACUGGUUCCUCAAAUCUUUGGGUACCAUCCAUCAAAAUGCUCAUCAAGCAAUACUGCUUGCAAUAUCUUUUGGGGACUAUCUGGAAAUAUGGUAAACUACAUCAUAAAUACAAUAGUGCUGCAUCCUCGACAUAUAAACCAGAUGGUACUCCGUUUGCUAUUCAGUAUGGCACUGGCAGUAUGACUGGAUUCUUAUCUACUGAUGUAUUAGAAGUGAGUCAUCGUUGCCGGCCUCCAAAGUUCAAAGACCAAACAUUCGCAGAAGCGGUUGAAGAGCCGGGCAUAACGUUCGUUUAUGCGCAGUUUGACGGUAUCUUGGGUAUGGGAUAUGACACGAUGUCCCGUGGAAUUUCGCCUCCUUUUUAUAAUAUGGUCCAACAAGGCCUAGUAGAAAAACCUAUUUUCAGCUUCUAUUUGAAUCGGAAGGACUCUUCGGAAGGUGAAUUAGUAUUGGGUGGUAUUGAUUCCGAUCAUUAUGUUGGUGAGCUCAACUACGUUCCUAUUACUCGCAAAGGAUAUUGGCAAUUUACUAUGGAUAGUAUGUCAAUAGGCAAUGCAGUCGUAACGGGUCGCUGCCAAGCUAUUGCUGACACAGGUACCUCAUUAAUAGUUGGACCAUCAGAUGCUAUCGAUGUUAUUAAUCAAUACAUCGGAGCUGAUAAUGAUGGAAACGUGGAUUGUAGUCUGCUUGAUCAGUUGCCUUCAGUUAAUAUUGUUCUGAAUAGUAUAACGUAUAGUCUAACUCCUCACGAUUAUGUUCUUGUAGAGGAAGACAACGGCUAUCUAACAUGUAUGAGCGGCUUCUCAGGUUCUAACUCAGACCUAUGGAUUCUGGGCGAUGUAUUUCUUCGUCCUUACUACAGCGUAUAUGAUCUGGGAAAUAAUCAAGUCGGAUUUGCUCGGUCAAAAUAAACGUCGAUUGUCCUUGUUUUGAAGUUAUACCUUAAACAUUAGAUAUAACUGAUAAUCUCGCAAAUAAUAAAAAAUUAUUUUUUUAACGUUUGAUGCUCUUAUUGUUUUGUAAUUUUUAAUUACAUAUUAUUUACAUGGAGCAUUGAAAACGGAUAUUUUUAUGAUAUGUUCAGAAAUUAAAACAAAAAUAUGUGCGGAAUCUUUUAUCAAUAUAAUUUGUAUCCAUUAUAUAUUGUCCAAAUAAAUAAAUCUGUUGAAAAUUAAAAUAA
Cataglyphis hispanica is the source of this 2495-nucleotide messenger RNA. RefSeq names its product lysosomal aspartic protease-like. Gene Ontology annotation, molecular function: aspartic-type endopeptidase activity. Bases 16 to 2226 code for a protein of 736 amino acids. The transcript has 17 exons. NCBI's taxonomy places the organism in Eukaryota, Metazoa, Arthropoda, Insecta, Hymenoptera, Formicidae. Gene Ontology annotation, biological process: proteolysis. The record is from RefSeq and is a predicted model, not a curated record.